GAAUACUUUUUAGUGGUGUACAAGUUGGUCUUAUAGGCUGGAUGUGGAUCUAAUAAACGUGACUGUCUGUUGUCAGUGAGAAUCAACUGUAUGGAGAUAAAAGGGAGAACGAUUAUUUUCUGAAGCAUGGAGUUACCACCUGACCUGGAAACUGUCUACCAGGCCGUGUAUUCUUUGUAUAAUAAUUCGAAUCCUUCGGGACCAGGAAAAACAUCUCAAUGGUUGGACGAAUUACAAAAAUCGGUUUUCGCAUGGAAAAUAGCAAACGAGAUGUUGCAGCAAAAACGAGAUGUUCAGUCUUGUUAUUUUGCUGCACAAACAAUGCGCACUAAGAUACAGCUAUGUUUUCAAGAGUUACCCACAGAAGCUCAUGUUUCUUUAAGAGAUUCUUUAAUGAAUCACAUAUCACAAACUAAUGAAAAUACCAAUUCUGCUAUUGUUACACAGUUAUGUUUAGCACUGGCAGAUCUUGCGCUGCAAAUGUCUUCAUGGGAAAAACCAGUUGUAGACUUAAUUAAUAAAUUUGGUGGAUCUACUAGUAGUUUAUGGCCAUUAUUGGAAGUUAUGACAGUAUUACCAGAAGAAAUAAAUUCACGAUCUCUUAGACUAGGAGCCAAUCGCAGAUAUCACAUAUUACUUGAGCUCAGUGCAAGUGCAGACACAGUAACAGAAUUUUUGAAAAUGUGUCUAAAAAAUGGCGGAGAAAAUGUACAAAUUCAUGUUACAAUUCUUAGAUGUUUUACAAGUUGGAUCGCAGUACAUGCUAUACCUCUUGUACCUACAAGUGAUGUCAUUGUAUAUACUCUUCAAAUUCUUGGAAACCACAUGACUGGAUCUCAGUUACAUGAAGCAGCUGCAGAUUGCAUAUGUGUAAUUCUACAGGUUUUAGAAGAAUAUAGUAAUCGCAAUGGUGAUAAUAGUAGUGAAUCAAAUAUACAGUUACAACAGCUGCAGUUAUGGCUUUUUACUAGUGUAAUAGCUUUGGAACAACCUUACCAUUUGUCUGUUGCACAUGAAGACAUGGACAAAUCGAUAAAUUAUUGUCGGAUAUUUACGGAAUUAGCCGAAACAUUUUUGGAAACCAUUAUAAAUGGUUGCGUUGGAGGAAAACAACAUUAUGCAAUUAAAAUCUUAGAUCUCGUCUUAGUAUGCGUUGGACAUCACGAUUAUGAGGUGGCGCAAAUAACUUUUAAUCUGUGGUAUCGUUUAUCUGAAAUUCUUUAUCAAAGAAACAGCGAUGACCUUAAUGCCGUAUUUCGACCUCAUAUUGAAAGAUUAAUUGGAGCCCUCUGUAGGCACUGUCAAAUGGAACCAGACCAUUUGGGCCUAGUAGAGGAGGGUGCUGGCGGAGAAGAAUUUGCAGAUUUUCGAAAUCGUGUCUCGGAGUUAAUCAAGGAUGUUGUGUUCGUAGUUGGAAGUAGUCACUGCUUUCGCCAAAUGUUUUCUUCCUUAACGGGUGGUCCAGGCCCACAAGGACAAUCUAAUCAUGUAUCCACGUGGGAUUCGACUGAAGCAGCACUGUUUGUGAUGCAAGCUGUUGCAAAAAAUAUUUUACCAAAAGAAAAUGAAGUAGUUCCAAAAGUAGUAGAAGCUAUCUUAAAUUUACCCGAGAAUACACACAUAGCUGUACGCCAUACAAGUAUUCUUUUAUUAGGAGAACUUUGUGAAUGGAUAGAUAGUCAUCCACAGUCUUUAGAACCCGUUUUAAAUUUUCUCCUGACUUGCUUAAGUCAGAAAGGUUUAGGGAGUGCGGCCUGUGCUGCAUUAUUAAGUAUAUGUACAGCUUGUCCUGUGCACAUGGCUUCGCAUUUCCCAGGAUUGUUGCAAAUUGCGCGUUCUAUUGACAGUUUCGCUAUCAGCAAUGAUGCAGCUAUUGGUUUACUUAAGGGAGUAGCAAUAAUCAUGUCUAGCUUACCGCGCGAUGAAAUUACCCAAGCAAUGAAGGAAUUAUGUUGGUUUCAAGCUAGGCCUUUAUGUGAAAUUAUGGAACGUAGAAUUCCAAUCGAAACAGGAACAAAAACUGAUCCUGUGAUAUGGCUAGAUAGAUUAGCUGCUAUAUUUAGACAUACUGACCCUCGAAUUGAGGACCCUAAUGAACCUCAUCCUUGUCAGAACGCCGUUACUGAAAUGUGGCCGGUAUUGUCAAAUGUAUGCACAACAUAUCAGCAUGAUGCAAAAUUGAUGGAAAGAUGCUGUCGUUGCUUGAGAUUCGCUGUCCGUUGCGUAGGAAAACAUUCCGCCCAUCUACUUGAGCCACUUGUAAAACAGAUUGUGCAAUUAUAUGCAGCACAUCAACACAGCUGUUUUUUAUACCUUGGUUCAAUAUUAGUAGACGAAUAUGCCAUCGAUUCAGAAUGUGUUCCUGGUUUGUUAGCAAUGGUGGAAGCAUUUAUUGGGCCUACCUUUAAUCUUCUCCAACAACAGGAUGGAUUGAAAAAUCAUCCAGAUACAGUGGAUGAUCUUUUUAGAUUAUGCGCCAGGUUUCUACAAAGAGCACCUAUACCUUUCUUACACUCGGCUAUAAUAGGAAGUAUAAUUGACUGUGCCUUAAUGGCCUGUAGCCUAGACCAUAGAGAUGCAAAUGUUUCAGUGAUGAAAUUCUUUCACGAGCUCCUACAUUGCGGUCGUAAUCACGAGAACCGAACGGAUUUUACAAUACGACAAGAAUUGGUACAACGUAUAUUAAGAGAGAAAGGACAAACUUUAGUCAUGAGACUACUCCAUGCAUCCGUGUUCUCACUUUCAUCUUACAUGUUGUCUGACGUGGCCGACGUUCUAGUUGAACUAUCCUUAUCGAAUAGAGAAUUGAUGUCCAAGUGGUUAGAAGAAGCCAUCAAAACGUUGCCAUCGCAAAAUGCAGGUGGUUCUCCUACAGCUCAACCUGAACAGUUAUUUGAGUUUCAUAACACGGUUACAAGGGAAGACACAGCGAAACCCGUGAAUCUGGCCUUACGAAAAUUUGCACGUUUAUAUCGUUGAUGUACUUCAGCGUAAAACAAAGAUGCCAGGAAUAUCCAAAUUAAAAAC
This is a messenger RNA of Dufourea novaeangliae, 3027 nucleotides long. It is a transcript of the gene Tnpo-SR, whose product is annotated as transportin-3. Gene Ontology annotation, biological process: protein import into nucleus. The record is from RefSeq and is a predicted model, not a curated record. NCBI's taxonomy places the organism in Eukaryota, Metazoa, Arthropoda, Insecta, Hymenoptera, Halictidae. Gene Ontology annotation, cellular component: nuclear membrane; cytoplasm. The coding region runs from base 127 to 2979 and encodes 950 amino acids. The transcript is spliced from 18 exons.